UGGUCGGUGAGACAAUAUUUUUAUAGACACUUUGUGAUUCUAGAGGACUUAGUUUUUGAGAAUUGGUGUGAAAGGUUUUUGAGUGAAGAGAAAUGUCUUCAAUGGACUUGAGGCAAGCUUUUGCUGGCCUCCUCACUCUCUCAAUGUUCAUAAUGCUUGGUAAUAUGAUCAAGAAGGACCAUUUUGAUUAUUCAAUUAAUGAUGUUGAUAUUGAAGUUUCAGAACAUGAGUCUGUAGCAGUUACAGAACCAAGCUUUGCCACAGUUUCACAUCUAAGCAAAAAGAGUUUGAAGAAAAAUGAUCAAGGACUAAAACCAUGCUGGAAUCCUCCUCCACUUAAGGAGGUAGAGCAAUCAAAAGGUUUCAUCCUAUUUUCAUUGACAAAUGGUCCUGAGUAUCAUAUCUCACAGAUUGCAGAUGCAGUGGUGGUAGCAAGAUACCUAGGAGCAACUCUUGUGCUUCCUCACAUCAAGAGCAGCAAAUCAGGACAUACCAUGAGCCUUGGAGAUAUUUAUGAUGUUGAGAAUGUUUUAAACAAGCUAAAUGGGUUGGUGAAAGUAACAAGAACACUACCUCCUCAAGUGUCUAAUAGAAACACACCAAUAAUAAGAGUUCCUAACAAGGUUUCACAAGACUACAUUAUGAAGAAAGUUAAACCAAUCUACAAAGCAAAAGGGAUUAUUAAAAUUGAAUCAUAUUUUCCAUCAGGUAAUAAUACAACAAUGGGAAGGAAUAAGAACAACUUGGUCUCAUUAACAUGCAAAGCAAUGUUUGGAACUCUUGAGUUGAAAUCAGAGAUAGAAGAAGUGGCUGAAUCUAUAGCUCAAAAACUACAAACAUGGAGCCAAGAAUCAAGUGGAAAAUUCAUAGCAGUGGAUUUGAGGAUUGAUGUUUUGAAAAAGGAGUGUAAUGGAAAAGAUGAAAAGGGAAGAAAACAAUGUUUCCAAGGACAUGAGAUUGGUGAGUUUCUCAAGAAAAUUGGAUUUGGUCAAGAGACUGUUGUUUAUGUCACUCAGACUAAAUGGAGUCCUGAUCUUAAUGCACUCCGAUAUAUGUUCCCAAAAACAUAUACCAAGGAAAAUAUCAUGUCAGCAACUAAGAAGGAAAAGUUUCUUAGCUCAGAAAGCAUUGAAUUUGAAAAGGUCAUUGAUUUCUACAUAUGUUCUCAGAGUGAUAUAUUUGUGCCUUCUAUUCCUGGUCCCUUCUAUGAUAAUGUUGCUGGGAAGAGGAUUGUGUCAGGAAAAAAUCAAAUACUUGUUCCAAGUGAAAUAGUAAGUCCAUCAGCUUCAGCAUCUGAACACUUUUCUCCCUAUGUGACCCAAAAGAGCCAUUUUGCUUAUGCAUGCUUUUGCUGAAUUAUUACCAUUGCUCUAAGUUUGGUUAUGUAAUGUGCUUGAAUCAACCAACUAUAGCUUUCUGUUCAAGAUGGCCAUAAUGAUUAUUGUUAUAAUAAAAUAGUGACUACCAAGUACCAAUAUGCUACCCUAGUUCUAUUUUGUUUCGGCUUAUAGCGUUUGGUAUGUAAAAUGAAAAAGCAUUCAAAAUCUUCAAGAACUAUUGUAGGAAUUCAUCCCAAUUAUGAUGUUUGAAGCAUUGGCUUACAAAAUCAGCAUUCCAAAAAUUAAUAGGUGCCAUGCAACUCUGGAAAAUAUUACAAUUCAAGUUAUCCUCUCAA
Molecule: messenger RNA, 1675 nt
Organism: Cicer arietinum (chickpea)
Lineage: Eukaryota; Viridiplantae; Streptophyta; Magnoliopsida; Fabales; Fabaceae
Product: protein MANNAN SYNTHESIS-RELATED-like
Source: RefSeq, a predicted model, not a curated record